GAUAUCACUCUCUACUGUUUCUGUCUGUGGCCUUCACUGACUUGAUCUUGGGAUCAGAGUCAUUACAAUGUCUUCUCCUGCGAUUGCUUUGCCUCCGCCAGCUCCGGCCAAAUCUCCUAAAAAGAGAGCCAAGUCUCCGAGGAAGAAAACUGGUCCGACUGUGUCAAACCUGAUAUUGAAGGCUGUGUCCACAUCCACACAGCGCGGCGGUGUGUCUCUGGCAGCUCUGAAGAAGGCUCUGAAGGCCGGUGGAUAUGAUGUGGUCAAAAACAAUGCCAGGAUCCUCAUCGCCGUGAAGCGUUUGGUGACCAAAAAAUCUCUGGUCCAAACCAAGGGUAGCGGGGCUUCGGGCUCUUUCAAAAUAAACAAAAAGCCCCCGACGCCUCGGAAGAAGAAGGUGGUGGGGAAGAAGAAGCCAAAGGCGAAAAAGGUCAAGAGGGCCAGCGCCAAGAAAGCAGCAGGAGGAACAACUCCAGCAGCCAAGAAGUCCCCCAAGAAAAGGAGAAAGUCAAGGAGCCCGAAGAAAGCCAAGAGACCCGCUGCGGCCAAGAAGCCAAAGAAGCCAAAGAGCCCAAAGAAGACCAAACGCAGGGUCUCCAAAUCUGCCAAGGCCAGGUCUGCUACCAAGAAGUGAAUACUCUUCCACUGAACACUUUGUGGAUUCUGUGUGGACUGAGCUGCAUUCAAGUCUAGCUUUAAGCAGUUUUACUUUUCUAAAGUAGAAAAUAUGAACUCGCGGGUUGUACAAGCCUUUCUUUCUUGCUUUUUGUCAUGAUGUUCUAAUGAACUGAAUAGCACUUGCUUGAAAUAAAAUAAUUUUUCAUUUA
Messenger RNA from Archocentrus centrarchus (flier cichlid), 827 nucleotides. Its product is annotated as protamine-like protein. The record is from RefSeq and is a predicted model, not a curated record. Gene Ontology annotation, molecular function: structural constituent of chromatin; DNA binding. The transcript has a single exon. Gene Ontology annotation, biological process: nucleosome assembly. The coding region runs from base 68 to 634 and encodes 188 amino acids. Gene Ontology annotation, cellular component: nucleosome. Lineage: Eukaryota; Metazoa; Chordata; Actinopteri; Cichliformes; Cichlidae.